AGAAGAAGCAGCAGCAGCAACAGCAGCAGAAGAAGAAGAAGAGACAUAAAGAUGAAAACAAUUAUACUUGGCAAAACUCGUCCGGCGCACAAUUUAAGCUGCUUACUGUAACCUGCGUGGCCAAAGACUUUACAUGUUGUGGUAUUAAUCUUUCGUUUAAUCCAAUAUGAAUAACUGGAGCAUGUUUGCAUUCAGUGCAGUGAGCCUACCAAGUGCGCAGACGGUCUUAUCGCGGUAGCUCCGUUAGCUCUUCAGAGUCUGUGGCCCGCUCCGGCUGGAUCACGCACAGGACUGCUACUUUAAAAACGCUAAGGUUUAGAACCAUGCAUCUGUUACGUCUAGUGUGCCGCCACAAGACAGCCCUGGUCAUUGCCACUGUAAGCAGCUUUGCAGUAGUUCUGCUCUUCUUGGCCAAAUGUACCUCAGAAACUCUGAAACAGGGCCACCAGGAUCCUCCUGGUCUAGCCCCUCGCGCUAAUGUGAUGCAGUCCCGUCCAGAGCAUCAUAAUCCUCCCUCCACGUCCAAAGACUUGUCAGCAUUGUUAGUGGUCCUCAUCACAACUGGACCGAAGUACACUGAGAGGAGGAGUAUUAUCCGCAGCACCUGGUUGGCCAAGCGGGACUCUGAUGUUCUGGCCAUGUUUGUUGUGGGAACUCAGGGGCUUCCCAGUGAGGACCUCCAGAACCUGAACACAGAGCAGGGGCGGCACAAGGACCUGCUCUUACUGCCUGACCUGAAAGAUUCCUAUGAGAACUUAACACUCAAGCUGCAGCACAUGUACUCCUGGCUGGACCAGAAUGUGGAUUUCAAGUUUGUUCUCAAAGCAGACGAUGACACAUUUGCUCGCUUAGAUCUCCUGAAGGAGGAGCUGAAGGCCAAAGAGCCCAGCCGGUUGUACUGGGGCUUCUUCUCAGGGAGGGGGCGAGUGAAAACAGCUGGUAAGUGGAGGGAAAGCUCUUGGGAGCUUUGUGACUACUACCUACCCUACGCACUGGGUGGGGGCUACAUCCUCUCAGCAGACCUGGUACACUAUAUCCACAUCAAUACUGGAUACUUGAAGACGUGGCAGAGUGAGGAUGUGUCACUGGGCGCCUGGCUAGCACCGGUGGAUGUCAGGAGGACACAUGACCCACGCUUUGACACAGAAUACAAAUCACGUGGUUGCAACAACAAAUACUUGGUGACACACAAGCAGAGUUUGGAGGACAUGUUGGAGAAACACCAGACUCUACAGCGUGAUGGCCGGCUCUGCAAGGAGGAAGUCAAGCUGCGAUUGUCCUACGUGUAUGACUGGGGUGUCCCCCCCUCACAGUGCUGCCAAAGGAAGGAUGGCAUUCCUUGAGUUUUGUCCUAUCAACAAGACUUAGUUUGCCCUCAGUUUCAUAUCACCCUAUGAUCAUUUUCAACCAAGUCUCUGUUGGAAUAACAUUUAGAGUUGUGUAAUGGAUCCCAGACGUUGAAAGAAGAUGCCUUAAAACAGUUAGAAACCACAGCUCAGAUUUGGAAAACCAUUUUUCUAAAACAAUAACUAUAAUUUUCUUUUACUUUUUUAGUUUCCAUGGGUAUUUAGAAUAGGGUGAAAAAUGUGUUUAAAGCAAGACCUUUCUCUAAUGUGAGGUUCAUGGAAGAAAAACAAUUACAUCACUUCAAAUUUAAAAAUAAGCUUAAGUGUUGAUGGUGAUCUAGUCCAGGUAGGACUCCUUUUUUUUAACCUUAAUCCUGAUCUACUGUAGUUUAGGCAGAGAGCAGGUAUUUAAAUUACAGCAUUAAAUAUUUUGAAAUGACGUCUCUCUCGAUCUAGUUUUGUAGCUGUGAGUGUAGAAAACUGGCAAACAAUAAAAAGAACUGCUGAACCCCCUCCUCCCCCUUUAAAGCCCCUGUGAGGAACUUCAGAUUUGUGAAGAUUUUGGCCUCCCCUGUCUCAAAUGAUACAUCUGAACUCUCUGCUCAUUUUGCCGUUUGCAUGUCUUCGUAGUGUUUUUGAACACAAAGCCUCAUCUAACGUUCUCAGUCUUAUCACUCAUUGAAAUCUUUGCUGUAGAAAGUGUUUUUAAAAAAAAAA
Molecule: messenger RNA, 2063 nt
Organism: Notolabrus celidotus (New Zealand spotty)
Lineage: Eukaryota; Metazoa; Chordata; Actinopteri; Labriformes; Labridae
Gene: b3galt6
Product: UDP-Gal:betaGal beta 1,3-galactosyltransferase polypeptide 6
Exons: 2
Coding region: 324-1343 (339 amino acids)
Biological process (GO): glycosaminoglycan biosynthetic process
Cellular component (GO): membrane
Molecular function (GO): UDP-galactosyltransferase activity
Source: RefSeq, a predicted model, not a curated record